AUGCCUUUUCGGCAGGCCAAGGCCGCGCCGGUACAAAACGGCACGCUGAAGGACGUCUGGACAAGGCUAUUCUCGUCACAACCGGUGACAAAGUCUCAGAGUGGCAACAGCGUCGGCAACACAUCAUGGAGGAGACUACAGUCAUUUCAACCCUUGGGAGGAGCGAUGCGCCACGGCGCUCCAAUGCGACCAACUGCCAGGAUAGCUGACAGCUUCGCGAGAGGAACACCGAAGCGGAACUUUGUAUUCUCGGCGUGGAGGCGCAAUACUGCGCAGGGGGCCAAGAAGAGUCUAUCGAUUAGGGAGAGAUUCAAGAAGCUCUCCAGAGAGUAUGGGUGGUCGGCCGUAGGCGUCUACUUUGCGCUCAGUGUGCUGGAUUUCCCGUUCUGCUUCCUCUUCGUGAGGUUGGUCGGAACAGAAAGGAUAGGCCAACUCGAGCAUUAUGUUGUAUCGGCUGUCGCAAAGGUCAUCCCGGAAUCAGUUCGGAUGAAGUGGAAUGAAUGGAGACACUCUCUCAAAAACGAAGAGAAAAGCCAUCUAGGCAGCAACGACAUCAGCGAAAGUGUGGAAAUGGCAGGCUGGGGCGUUGAGCAUGCGCAGGAACGCAACAAAGAAGAAGCCAGCCUGGCAACGCAGCUAGCGCUCGCAUAUGCUAUCCACAAGAGCUUCAUCUUCCUCCGAGUACCGUUAACCGCGGCGGUAACGCCCAAGGUAGUGAAGGUGCUUCGAGGCUGGGGCUGGGAUAUUGGAAAAAGGACCCCACGACCAUGA
This is a messenger RNA of Trichoderma asperellum CBS 433.97, 771 nucleotides long. RefSeq lists its product as uncharacterized. Gene Ontology annotation, cellular component: mitochondrion. The record is from RefSeq and is a predicted model, not a curated record. Lineage: Eukaryota; Fungi; Ascomycota; Sordariomycetes; Hypocreales; Hypocreaceae.